Eremothecium gossypii ATCC 10895 is the source of this 1716-nucleotide messenger RNA. Its product is annotated as MFS transporter. Gene Ontology annotation, biological process: amino acid transmembrane export from vacuole. The record is from RefSeq and is marked provisional. The transcript has a single exon. Bases 1 to 1716 code for a protein of 571 amino acids. Lineage: Eukaryota; Fungi; Ascomycota; Saccharomycetes; Saccharomycetales; Saccharomycetaceae.
AUGGCGCGAGAGGAUAUGGAUCGCGGGAGCAGCUGGAUCAAGGAGACAGAGGGCGGGUCGCAGACGUCUGGGCCAAGCAAGGGCGCUGACAUGCAGGUGUCAGUGACGCUGGACGAGCAGCAGCCGCUAGUGGGCGGGCAGCGCGCCGACGAGGAGGUGCUGGCGCGGUGGCGGGGCCGGUGGGUAUUUCCUGCAUGGCUCCUUGUGUGCUUUUCGACCGGGCCGACCUACGUGAUGAUGCGUUCUUUUGUGCCUGCGUCGUUACAGACCAUCGCACACGAGCUCGGGCACCCCAAGGGGCACCCCGCCGCGCACUGCCGCCCGCGCGGCGAUGACUGCUACAUCUACGUGGGCGGAAGGGACGUGCAGUUCACGGCAUAUGUGCUUUAUAUGCGGGCGUUGUACACGUCCAUCGAGGGCCUCAUUGCGAUUGUGCUCAUGGGUUUGGCGGACUUUUCAAACUACCGCAAGUGGCUCAUGACGCUGUCGAUUGUAAUGUACGGCGCACUUGCCACGCCGUUUGUCAGCCAGGGUAGCAAGACCUACGGCGCGCUCAUUUUGAUGUCGGUGCUGUACUGCUUGAUGCUCUGCUGUAACACUAUAUACACCAUCACGGAGGGCUCGUACAUCCCGGUCUUCAUGGACAUGGCGCGCCUCGCCGCGGCGCGCGACGCCGCCAGUGCCAAGCUGGGCGAUGGCGUCGAGGAGCGCACGGCGGGGGAGCCCGUCAACCCGAUGUUGCGUCGGGGAGCCAAGGUCAGCGUGCUCGGCUUGAUCAUGGGCAAUCUCGGCUCGAUCGUGGCCGUUCUCGUCGGGAUCAUCAUCACGUACUCCCGCGGAAAGCCGCAGGCGGAGGGCUACUCGGCCUUCCUCCUCACGAUCACCAUCGCCGGCUGCGCGACCAUUGUGCUCGGCUCCGUCGCCUCGCUCGGCAUCCCCGCCAUACACGGCAGCAGGUUUCCCUUCGAUCCGCAGGAGAAUAAGCUCAUCACCAUCUGCAAGUUCCCGUUCCGGCGCUUCAUGUACAUUCUCAGGGACUUGACGCACUACCGCGAGGCGUUCAAGUACGUCGUCGCGUGGGUGCUCUGGAACAUCGCCUACUCGAACUUCAUGCAAUUGUUCCAGCUCUCGUUCCGCGCCACGUUGGGCAGCACCGCGGACAAGGAGUACUUCGUGUGGCAGCUAAUGACCUCGGUCAUCGCCUGUGUCGGCUCGCUCACGUGGAUGGCGGUGUUCCGCCACUUCAGCGCGCGCCGCACGUUGCGCGCGCAGACGCAGCUCCUCAAGACCUGCUUGUACGCGAUGAUGGCCGUGGGCGUCGUAGUCAACUUCUGGGGCUCGCUCGGAGCCUCGUCCCGCGUGCCCAUCGGCUUCAAGCACCGCUGGGAGUUCUGGUUCUUCCAGGUCAUCUACGUCAGCACCAGCAGCGCCAUCCGUUCGCUUAACCGCGUCGCCUACUCCGCCAUGUUGCCCGCCGGCCGCGAGAACCAGUACUUCGGCCUGGAGAUCAUGCUUGGCUUGGCCACGGGCUGGUCCCAGUCGCUCCUCGUCAGCGUCAUCCAGGACCGCACCGGCAACGCCCGCUUCCCCUACAUCCCCAACACCCUGCUCCUGAUCGUUUCGCUCGGCUUCUACUACUGGUCCGACCUCAGCCACGGCAUGCUCGCCGCCGGCAAGGCCGAGCUCCACCGCGCCGCCCCGCAGGACGCAUCGUGA